AUGCUAUGGGUGGAGACCAAGUUUUUUUUCUCGAAUCGAGGGGUAUGGGAGGCGAGGUUCUUCUUGAAGGAGCACGGGAAGCGAAACAAGACGUCGAUCCAGACCUCGGUCUACAACUUCCUGGAGCGCCCCACCGGCUGGAAGUGCUUCAUCUACCAUUUCACCGUCCACAGUUCCAUCUCCUCGGCUUGUUUCCGUGAAACUUCCCUCGAUGCUCCUCUCUCCUUCGCCGACGACGAAGUGGACGGGAAGAAGCACGGGGAAGAGAUUCCGAUGAAUCUCGAGAUUCCGAUGAAUUUCGAACCUCCCGAAGAAACUCAAGCUUUUCUCGCAAGAAAACCGCCUUCGAUCGGGCCCAAUGGUGUCCCACCUGUCUUCCUGCCCCUGGACAAGGCAUUUCGAGCCAAAUACAUCUUCAUGCAAAAAAGAACCAAAACGUUGAAAGAGCGCGUGUAUAUAUUCCUCGAACAUCCUGGCGGAUGGCUGUGCUUCAUGUACCAUUUCAUCGUUUUCAUGGUGGUCCUCAUUUGCCUUAUCUUCAGCGUUCUUUCAACCAUCGACCAAUACUCCAAUUUCGCCGAUAAAACCCUCUUCUGGAUGGAGAUCACCCUGGUGGUGUUCUUCGGAGUCGAGUACCUGGUCCGUUUAUGGAGUGCGGGGUGCAGGAGCAAGUACCGCGGGAUCCGCGGUCGGCUCCGCUUCGCCCGCAAGCCCAUCUCCAUCAUCGACCUGAUCGUGGUGGUGGCCUCGGUCGUGGUGCUCUCGGUGGGUUCGAAUGGGCAAGUGUUCGCCACCUCAGCCAUCCGAGGGAUCAGAUUCCUCCAAAUCCUUCGAAUGCUUCACGUGGAUCGCCAGGGCGGGACCUGGAGGCUCCUUGGAUCUGUCGUCUUCAUCCAUCGACAGGAGUUGAUCACGACGUUGUAUAUCGGAUUCCUGGGCCUCAUUUUCUCCAGCUACUUCGUUUACCUGGCCGAGAAGGAUGCCAUGGGACAGGAUGGGAAGUCUGACUUCACCAGCUACGCCGAUGCCCUCUGGUGGGGUGUAAUCACGGUGACGACUAUCGGGUAUGGGGACACCGUUCCCAGGACAUGGAUGGGGAAAAUCGUCGCAUCCUGUUUCAGCGUCUUUGCCAUUUCCUUCUUCGCCCUCCCAGCCGGGAUUCUGGGGAGCGGAUUCGCGUUGAAGGUGCAGCAGAAGCAGAGGCAGAAGCAUUUCAAUCGUCAGAUCCCGGCAGCAGCGCUUCUCAUUCAGUGUCUGUGGCGAUGUUACGCAGCGGACAAACGCUUCCAUUCCACGGCGACGUGGAGGAUUCACAUGAAGGAACACGGAAACAGUACCACUCAGCCAUCCACACCACUCGCUCGUGUCGGUUCUUCCAUUGCUCAGAUAAAGAAGCGCAGUGAGAGCAUUUUGAAGAGGAGGAUCUCGAAGAGCAAGAUGGAUGUAUCAAAUAACAUUCCUCCUGACCAUGGGGACAAUAACAACACUGACUCCUUCUACUACGUGGAGGACUCCCGAGCAGGAGGAUCAGUGGGGCACUCGACGAGGCCUCGUCGGACGAUCAGCCAAGCCUGCAGUCAGCCUGAUGCCACUUCCGAUGACAUCGAAAUGGAGAUGGACGAUCCCCCUCGCGUUUCCGUUGGGAUCCGUGUAAAUAGGUUAACGGAAGCCCACAAGAAUGCGAUCCGAGCCAUCAGGAAAAUAAAGUAUUUUGUGGCGAGGAGGCGAUUCCAACAGGCGAGGAAACCCUACGACGUCAGGGAUGUCAUCGAACAAUACUCUCAAGGACAUCUCAACAUGAUGGUCCGGAUCAAGGUCAGUUACUGCCCCCACCUUGAGAAAGUCACGAAAAGGGAUCAAGAGAGACGGGAGAGAAAACUGGGUCUGUUACUACAGGAGUUGCAGAGGCGGUUGGACCAGACUCUGGGGAAACCGGGGAGUUAUUUGGCUGGGAUAGACCCUAAGAGUGGAAAUGUGAAACCCACAACCAUCGGGGCCAGGCUCUACAGAAUCGAGCAGCAGAUGCAGUCGAUGGAUCGGAAGCUUAGUCACCUGUGCGUCCUCGUGGAUGCCCUCGUGAGGCAGACUACUAGCCACGCCCCUCAUGCCCUUUCUGAGGACGUAUAGCAGUGGAUGCUCUCAUGAGGCCUCCAGUCACUCUCCUCACGCCGUCUCCCAAGACACGUGGCAGUGCAUACUCCCCGUGUGACAGAUCAACCAUGCCUCUCACGCUCUCUCCGAGGACAUAUAGCAGGGGUGGCCAAACUGCGGCUCCCGAGCAGUUCAAGCGGGGCUCGCGGAGAAAGGCUGGGGGAAGAGCAGUGGUGUAAAAUUGGAGUGUUGGCGCUAGCAAAUGCAUGUGCAAAGUGGCGUGUAUCUUGUGACUCAGCCAUAUUACGAUUUUGUUAUGCGGCUCGUAAGAUGAGGAAGUUUGGCCACCCCUGUUAGCAUCCCCUCUCCUUCCCCUCCACUCCUUUUUAUUAAUUCCAUUCGCUGAUUGAAAGAUUCUCUCAGGGAUUCAUCUCUCACCUCCCAGUCAAACAAGUACUGUAUGGUUCUUGGUUCUCUUUUUCCUUCUGGUGUGGUUGGAAACUUGUGACCUUUCUCAUUCAUCUCCCUUCCAACUUUCUAGCUAUUUUGCACAAUUGAUGACUGAUCUCACAAGUUUUCCCAUGAGGGUGCUCUAUGCGUGAUACCAAUGGGUGAUAAUUGAUCUUAUAUACCUACAUUAAGAUGGAAGAACGCCCGAAAGAGAAGUUUUUUGAGCCUUGCAGUGCCUCCCAGCGCCUUUAUAUAUGAAAAUCUUAUUCCUCCAUUCGUUCUCCCCCUUUUAUACCUCGCCCUUGCAUUGCAUUCCAUAAAACCGAUCUUUCGCGUUUCUCUCACAUUUUCGCUAUCAGCUAAAUUAUUUACGUCUGCCACUCCUCCUCACGAAACUGGACAAUCCCAAAGGAAACAAAAACUUUGCGUAUUUAACACCUUGUAAAGAUGCUCGACGUGCCAUGUUUUAUCUUCAAAAACGUUCUGUGAGAGAAAGAGAUGCAGUUGCUGACUUGCCUUGAUCUUCAGAAGACCAGAUGGUGGAGAGGUAAAUGUGCUAUUGAAGAAGAAAGCGAUUCGGAUUCCUCGGAAGUGCUGAAAGUUGCCGGAGGCAAUCACACAGGGAAAAGGCACAGUUCGCAGGUGCAAAUCAAGAGUUGUUUCGUUCUUAAUUUCAUUAUUUCCACUGAAAUUCGAUACAUUGUUCAAUAUUUUCAAUCAUUCAAUUGAUUCGAUGCUGGAUACUCCAAAGGAUGAGCCAAUGAUGGGAAGACUGAGGAACAGUUUUACCACUUGGUGUUCCAAAUCCAUUGGAGAAGCUAUGGGGUCCAUGCUUUAUGAAUCUGAUUUCUCUUCUUUUUUUCUACUAGGGUGAUUUUAAUGAUCAUCAUGAUGUUCAUGGUCAUCAUCUCUAUGUAAGUUCAUAUUGGCCAAGUUUUUCUCCUGUUGUUUCUAGGAUAUUUUUCAUGCAAACUGCAAC
This is a messenger RNA of Darwinula stevensoni, 3520 nucleotides long. Lineage: Eukaryota; Metazoa; Arthropoda; Ostracoda; Podocopida; Darwinulidae. The record is from the annotation of a GenBank genome assembly.